Molecule: messenger RNA, 1239 nt
Organism: Mesorhabditis spiculigera
Lineage: Eukaryota; Metazoa; Nematoda; Chromadorea; Rhabditida; Rhabditidae
Source: the annotation of a GenBank genome assembly
AUGUCUAUGGAUAAACUUUUCCGGUCGGAUUUCGAGUGGUUUAUCUCGCCCGUCAUUGAUUUGUCCAAUUUUCUGGAAAAGUGCCAAGAUGUAAACGACGCUUUCUCAGUCGUCACGAUGCCCGCGAAUUCGGAUUUUUCCUGUACGGGCGAUUCGGAGAACGAAAUGGCAACAAAUGAGAUGGUCGCGCAACUCGCCUCGUUGACCGGCUGCUCCGCGCAAACGGCCCAAACCAUUUUCCGGAAAGACCUAAACAUUGACGCACUACGAGGAACUGAUGGACGCACGAUGCACGACGACGACGCGACUGUGUUGGAGCACGCCAUGAAAAUGGAAGAAGUGCCUGAAGACUGUUCUCUAGAAACCGUAAAGGCGGCACGAGAGCGUGCGGUACAAUCGGCGGAUUACAGUCGGAAAAGCCAUUAUUUGAAAGAGGGAAAAUAUUUCCGUUAUAAGUACGCUGUGCCGUUAAAACGAGGCUUCACGAAUUCGAUCCGGGCCCAGGUCGACAAGGAUUUCGUGAUCACGUGCAGUCUGCCGGCACCCAAUAACAAACUGUUGGGCCCUGAGGAUCCGGGUCGAGCAAAAGCGUUGAAGCCGGCGAUUAAAUUGCUCGUCAGGGGCGAUACUUCGCUGCUGGACUUUCGACGGCGUUUGGCCUGUCCUUGCGAUAUGAGCGUCGACAUGGAGCCGGGAAAAUGGUUUGAAGCACCGGACAUCCAAAAUAAGUCUCACAUGCUGCUCUAUCCUUCCUCAUUUAUCUUCAUCCACGACACUUUCUACGUGGAUCUGGACAGCAAGGGGACACACGACACUUCACUGGAAGUCCGACAAUUUAUGGAGCGCGACCCGAAGACCUACGGGCACUGCAAGGUGAAGAGCAUCGACAACGUCAAGUUUAGAGAUAUAAAAUUGCGGCUCGGCCAGCCCUACUUGAUGAUGCAUUGUGGGGAUUGUGAGCAUUUGUUGAUCUUUCACGAUUUGCGCACACUCACGCAUUCGGAUGAGCAAGACGCUUCUAAGUAUCCACUCGUCGCCUUUGAAAAAGCCGGUGAUAACUACUGUAUGGGUUGCAAGCGGGUCCUCGCAUCUAUGGUCGUUGAGAAUUGCGAUCUUUUGCCCAAAUCGCCCUCUUUUCUAUGCCGCGACUGCUUCAAGGAGUUCCUCUUCAACUCGAACAAUGAACCGGUCGUCCCGUUUAACGCUAACUUCUAUUACCCUUUGACGAAACUCACGAUU